AUGGCCAGCUCACCUCUUCCCGCCCAGCAACCAUCAAGCAUCCUACCUUGUCAAUAUAUCAUCACCCAGAUCAGGACACUGAUCGUGUCAGAGGGAACAUCCAUCACAGAUCAGCUGUCUUGUGCCCAAAGAGAGUGCCAGCGGAUCGCCGAAGAAGAAAAGCGUGUCGGAAGUGAGCUUAGAGACGCCGAAAAGGAGUUGGACACUGCGAUCAUCGAAGCGGGGGCUACUGAGAAAGCGUUCAACACGAUCUCAGAAUCCACCAGAGCGGACGAGACAGUGAAUCCUUUGUUGGCCGGCACGAGAAGACAAGCAGCAGAAGACGAAAAUAGGCGGAUCGCCAAUGACGAGCGGAAUACACAUGCCGGGAAAGCUCGAUUGAGUCAGACCCUUGUAUUGCUGAACCAGAUUCACAGUGCAGCAUCGAACCUUGUGCAAGCAGAUCGAGAUGAUCGUGACGAGAGGAUUGCAGAAGCGAUGAAUAACGCUCGACGUGUAUCUUCGGAAGGAGUUGAGAGGGCGAAAAGAGAAGUAGAGGAGCUAAGAAAGCAAGUGGCGGAUCUCAAGACAAGAAGGUUUGACAUGGAAGCACUUGCCCUUGUUUGUCGCGGAUUGUCAAAUCUUCAACAGAAAGAUGGAGGGAGGUUGGCAUGCCGUGAUCUCGACGAUAUUCGUACAUCCAGGGUGAUAUGGGAACAGCGACGAGAAAUCUCGAAGAGGGUGUGGAUCAAGCCGGUUUUGAUCUGCUAUCUUCUCGAAAAUUUCUGUUCUUUGAUAGAAUACAUAAGAAGGGGAGAAGAAGAAGAGGAGGAAGAAGAGGAAGAGGAAGAGGAAGAGGAAGAGGAAGAGGAAGAGGAAGAGGAAGAGGAAGAGGAAGAGGAAGAGGAAGAGGAAGAGGAAGAGGAAGAGGAAGAGGAAGAGGAAGAGGAAGAGGAAGAGGAAGAGGAAUAG
Molecule: messenger RNA, 951 nt
Organism: Fusarium poae
Lineage: Eukaryota; Fungi; Ascomycota; Sordariomycetes; Hypocreales; Nectriaceae
Exons: 2
Coding region: 1-951 (316 amino acids)
Source: RefSeq, a predicted model, not a curated record